UUACAUCCAAAGAUGGAAGGGUGUGAUACAACAAAUUCUACAGUAUCUUCAGUUGACAAGAGACAAGCGACUGCUGGCCGCCUCGAAAUCGUGAACAUACUAAACUUAGAGGAUUCGUCCAAGUUUGAAAGUGCUUGAAGUGGAGUUUUUGUUUGAGUUUAAAUUAUCAAAGAUGGACGAUACAAUUUCAAUUAAUCGUGGUUGUGAGUGAAUUUAGUAAUAGUGUUUUCACUAACACUUAAUUGUGAUUGGUGAUCUCAAACUUGGAGCAUGAGUUCUUACUUUGCUAAUUCGUAUAUGCCGGACAUGCGUAAUGGUGGAGUUGUGUCAGCGGAACACCCGCAUCAGCAUCAACAUUAUGGAGCAGCAGUGCAGGUGCCGCAAGGUGGAGGUGCCGUACAAAGUGAUCCUAACUCUUGUGGUGAUCCUUCGGUUGUUGGGUUACGACAAGGAAUACCGUCCCACCACUAUGGUGGCGGUCCCCCGGCCGCAGGGCAACCUCCUCAAGGUAUGCCCUACCCUAGGUUUCCUCCCUAUGAUAGAAUGGACAUGAGAAAUCCUGCUUAUUAUGGGGCUCAACAUCAACAGAUGGAUGGAAAUCAAGGGUAUAGGCCGGAUAGUCCGACAAAUUUACAAAUGGUGAGCAAUGGAGCGCCCAAUGGUCACCAAACACCGGUGGUGUACGCCAGCUGUAAAUUACAAGCGGCUGCCGUAAACCACGGGGGAGUUCUAGGUUCAAGUACGGGCAGCCCACCUUUGGAUACGUCCCAAGGUAUGAGUAAUCAUCACAUGGGUCACCACAUGCAAGAGCACCCUCAACACCACCCUCAAGGUCACCACCAGCAGCCGCACUUACUGUACGGCGCUCAGCAAAGUGGGAAUAUGCAUCAACAAAAUGCUCCACACCAACAACCCUCUCUUCAACAACAGCAACAACAACAGCAGCAGCAGCAGCAGCAACAACAACAGACUGCAAAUAAUCCCGCCGCGUUACCAAGUCCGCUUUAUCCGUGGAUGAGAAGUCAAUUCGGUGAGUUAUUUUUAUGCAAUAUUGUACCAAGUAGGUCUAUAAGUUCUAAAAGUAUAGAAAGUUUCGAAAUUU
Photinus pyralis (common eastern firefly) is the source of this 1102-nucleotide messenger RNA. RefSeq names its product homeotic protein antennapedia-like. The annotation marks the transcript as partial. The transcript has 2 exons. Gene Ontology annotation, biological process: regulation of DNA-templated transcription. The record is from RefSeq and is a predicted model, not a curated record. Gene Ontology annotation, molecular function: DNA-binding transcription factor activity; DNA binding. Lineage: Eukaryota; Metazoa; Arthropoda; Insecta; Coleoptera; Lampyridae.